Monascus purpureus is the source of this 720-nucleotide messenger RNA. The record is from the annotation of a GenBank genome assembly. Lineage: Eukaryota; Fungi; Ascomycota; Eurotiomycetes; Eurotiales; Aspergillaceae.
GGACAUUACGGGCCAUCUUUCUGUUCAGAAGUGCGUGCUCAACUAUAUCAGACUAUGCCGGUGCAAGGGAUCAGAACGGUUACCGCAGCCAGGAAUGGCGUGGGCGCAUUUAUCUUGCAAUGCAAGCGCAUUGAUUUUCACUACUGCGACUGGGCGGGGAGUUCACGCGGCAUGGUCGCUUUCUUAAAACAUCACCUCCCUGCCUUCGCGAAAGCGAACCCUCAGAUUGAAAUCCGUGUUUCUCCGCGACCGAACAAGCAUCCCGUCAUUAAGGGGCAUUAUAUAAAUGGGCGAGAGAAGCCCAUUUGCGUCCGAAACCUUGAACCAGAGCAGAUCCUUCAGAAGACUAAUCUGCUCAAGCAGGCAAGUGGGGAGAAAUUGAAGAACACUAAGAAGCCGGUUUUGAGUAUCAACGAGAGUGUCAGAGGUAUUUGGUCUCCGUACCAUGGGGAUCUCAAGAUGGUAUAAUCUGGUUUUUUAUGUUGGGUUAGUGCUGGGUUGAUGAAGCCUAGGACUGAGAGCGAGUUUUUCAUUCAUUUACGGUUUGCUGUUAUGGGCUAUUCUUUGGUGUUUUCUUUCCCUAUAUUUUUAACGCAGAUGUUGUCACCAAAGCUUUUGUAUUAUAUGCCGUGCUAUAUUCCAGCAAUGUGGGAGUGCAAGGGGAUAGAUAUACUUUAAAAAUACAUAUGAUGCUCGCAAAUGCAAAAUAUAGAAGUUUCG